GUGUCCUGUCGGCUGUCAGUCAGUGAUUUGAUUAUUAUCAUGUCUGUAAUAAGAAAUUAUUGUAUCUUACUGUCUGACUGCUACAGAUAUAGCAUAGCCUACGUGAACUUGAGAGUGGUGACUCUAAUGUUGAUAUAAUUAUUAAAUUUAACUUUUUCAUCAAUACAGAAUGUCGAUUUCCUGAGGUUUUAGUGCAUUCCUGCAUUCAAAUAUGACAACCGAAUGGAAAUCAAAAGACUUUAAUUUGUUUAGCUCUAAUCUUUGUAGGUUAUGUGCGAAAGUUAGUAAUUGUUUAUCACCAAUUUUUGAACCUAGAACAAAUAGAGAAGAUAACAGAAUAUAUUUAUUGAUGAAAAAGUGUUUACCAAAAUUAGAGGUCCACCAUGCUGAUUCCAAGCCGCAAGGUGUUUGUGUCUCUUGUAUCAGCAAACUAGAUGCCUGUGACGAACUCAUUGAAUCAAGUAUGGCAGCAGAUUGCACUUUUGAUGAGAUAUUGAACUCACAGUUAGCUAUUCAGGACAGCAUUGCUAAUCCUGUAAUGAAACCAAAUGAUGACUGUUUCUGGAUGGAUUCAACAUCGAAAAAUGACAGAGAUUCGAUGAGUGUACCACCUGAGGGGAGUGUAAUCGUUGUUGGCAAAAUGCCCAACCAAUGUCAAACGGCACCGGAACAGGACUUUGUGGUCAUGUUGGAAGUUAAGUACAAGGAUGAAAAGAUAGAAUCAGCUUCUUUUUCACCAGAAAGUAUUGCUGAUACAAUGACGAAAACAUUGGUACAAGAUAAAAAUGAACAAACAGUAGAUUCAACAGCUUUUUCUUACAUUCCUUCUGCAGACAAAUACUUUUUAAUUGAGAACCCUUACACGGAUGGAAAAUCUCUUGUUGACAGUUACUCUCAGAGAGAGAAACCAAGUAAGAAAAUAGCAUGCAAGCUGUGUGGUGCUAAGUUCUCACGGGUGACAAGACUGAAGGCGCACCACUUAGCCCUGCACACCAAUGCGCGACCUCAUGCGUGUGACCAGUGCGAUGCGAUGCAGCAUUCGCAAUGCGCUGGGAUCUGA
Molecule: messenger RNA, 1060 nt
Organism: Homalodisca vitripennis (glassy-winged sharpshooter)
Lineage: Eukaryota; Metazoa; Arthropoda; Insecta; Hemiptera; Cicadellidae
Exons: 4
Coding region: 212-1060 (282 amino acids)
Cellular component (GO): nucleus
Molecular function (GO): zinc ion binding
Source: RefSeq, a predicted model, not a curated record